Molecule: messenger RNA, 3083 nt
Organism: Belonocnema kinseyi
Lineage: Eukaryota; Metazoa; Arthropoda; Insecta; Hymenoptera; Cynipidae
Gene: egh
Product: beta-1,4-mannosyltransferase egh
Exons: 3
Coding region: 235-1611 (458 amino acids)
Cellular component (GO): cytoplasm
Molecular function (GO): beta-1,4-mannosyltransferase activity
Source: RefSeq, a predicted model, not a curated record
GUGCCUCGUGGCGUCAGGUGGCUAAGGUGGCAUUGGCUUUUGGUAAAUGUUUUGGAUUCCCUUGGAUAUUGAUAGAGUUUGGGGUAAACAGAAGAGGUCGAUGGAAUAAUGUGAAUCUUCACCUGUCAUAGUUUUGUCUUUCUCGUUAUUCACUGGAUUACACGGGACAUGGGCUUGGGGAAAUUUAGUCCAAAUAGUGAUUUUAACGUCACACACUAAAAAUCAGGAGAAACAAUGCUCAGCAGCUGGUCAAAGCACGCCCUUCACUGUUGUCUCUUGUCAACUGUGAUCCUCGUCUUCGAGCACGUCUCCGGAGGAUUCCGAUGGGGUACACAAGAAAAGGAGGAGUUGGAUCCAUGGCUUCAGUAUGGAUUCAUCGGAGCCUUAACUCUUUACUUCCUCCGAACACUAACCUUCCUUUCCUUUCCUCAAGUCCUGUUCAACUUCGUUGGCCUUACAAUCUACAAUGCUUUCCCUGACAAAGUGGAACUCAAAGGCUCUCCUCUCCUUGCCCCCUUCAUUUGCAUAAGAGUAGUAACUCGUGGUGAUUAUCCCCAAUUGGUAAAGAGCAAUGUCAAUAGGAACAUGAACAAGUGCAUUGAAGCCGGAUUAGAAAACUUCCAAAUUGAAGUUGUGAGCGAUAAGCCAAUAGGUUUGGCGCCACAUAGAAGAACACGUGAAGUCGUUGUGCCUUCGGAAUAUCGAACGAGCAGUGGCGCUCUGUUUAAGGCACGGGCUUUACAAUAUUGUCUCCAGAACAAUGUGAACGAAUUAGCUGAUCACGAUUGGAUAGUUCAUCUCGACGAGGAGACGCUUCUGACGGAAAAUUCCAUCAGGGGUAUUCUAAACUUUGUUCUGGAUGGGAAGCAUCAGUUUGGCCAAGGGUUAAUUACCUACGCCAACGAAGAUGUUGUUAAUUGGAUUACAACUUUGGCCGAUAGUUUCCGAGUGGCUGAUGAUAUGGGAAAGUUGAGGCUGCAGUUCACUAUGUUCCAUAAACCGCUCUUCAGUAUGAAAGGAUCGUAUGUAGUUACACAGAUGUCUGCAGAGAAGGCAGUUUCUUUCGACAAUGGAUUGGACGGCUCCAUAUCGGAGGAUUGCUUCUUCGCAAUGAAGGCCUUCACCCAGGGGUACACCUUCAACUUUAUAGAUGGCGAGAUGUGGGAAAAGUCACCUUUCACCCUCUGGGAUUUUGUCCAGCAAAGAAAAAGGUGGCUGCAGGGGAUAUUGUUAGUAGUGCACUCGAAAGCCAUUCCCCUGAAGAAAAAGUUGCUGCUGGGCAUUUCCUGCUACUCGUGGGUGACAAUGCCUUUAUCAACGUCGAAUCUUGUCUUGGCAGGUCUUUGUCCCAUCAGUUGUUCACCGAUCAUUGACUUUCUCUGUGCUUUCAUCGGUGCUGUGAAUAUCUACAUGUACGUUUUCGGCGUAGUCAAGUCUUUCUCGCUGUAUCGUUUCGGCUUCGCGAGAUUCUUCCUCUGCAUAUUCGGUGCACUUUCAACGAUACCGUUCAACCUCAUCAUUGAGAACGUCGCUGUGAUAUGGGGUCUCUUCGGGAAAAAACACAAGUUCUACGUUGUGAACAAAGAGUUCCGACCCCCGGUUACGGUAUAACUGGUCGAUCUUAGCGUAAUCUCUACAUUGUACCUGCGAGUGGUGUUUAUGUAGAGAGCAUUUGCGGUCAUUUUAUAGAGAAAUUUUUUGUGGUAAUGCUUGUUAAAAUUCGAGUCACAUUUCCGUAUAGGCGCAUCGUUAAAAAAUUGGUUCUUACUACUUUGAUAUGCAUAAAAAUUGGCAUUAUUACUUUAAGGAUUUUUAGGUUUUUAAUUCUGAAUAUAAUAUUAGAAUUUAAUAAUUUAGAAAGGUUUUUGUACUUUGGGUACUCCAUUUAAAAUUUUGAAAUUCCGAAAACACAUUUGGUUUCAGUGACCCCGAAAACUUACGUGGUAAAGUAAAUUAAAUUUUAAAAACGAAGAUUUAUGGCCACUAUUCGGAAUAUUCGUUGCUAGUGACAAAGUAGAAAUAAUUUGUGCCAUAGAACAAAUUUUUAUUUAAAGUCUAAACUAGAAUUAUAUGAGAAUACGAUGAGAGCUUACAAAAAAUGAACAUAGAAAUAUAUGAAGAGAGAAAUGCUGCAAAAGUUUUGUGGAAAUCCAUCUGGUUGGAAUAUCUAUAAAAGGUUACAUAUUUUUUAUGCAUAAAUUCAUUCGCAUCCUUCGAAUUCUAUCAUUAAAUUUAAAGCUACUUAUCGAAUAGAAUAUACAAGCUUCGCCAAUCGUUUCGGCACCUUAGCGCGGCUAGUUAUACAGGAGAAUCACGAUACCGUUCAAAAUUAUCAGACUAUUUACAAAAAUACGAUUGGAAAGCAUUGUCUUUCACAAAGACAAGACGGCCGCUUCGAGAAUUAAAUAAAUCUUUAGUAGAAAAACCUUUCCGAGCACUUCAAAUGUCACUAUCUUGAUAUCACAUAAAAUUGUGCAGUUUUUAAUUAGUUCUGCUUCAAAUUCGUUCGAGUUUGGAAAGUUAAAUUUUUAACACUUUCAAGUUUUAAUUUCUAGUCUUUCAUUUUUAAAUUGAAAAAUUUUCAAUAAAAUUCUGAAGGAUUCACAAAAAAAAACAAUUAAAAGUGUUUUAAAUUAAACUAUUUUGAUAGUAAAUCGUUUCAAGCCCAUUAUCUGGAAAAGGUAGUUAAUUAAAGGUUUUAUAUAUUGAAUUCAAAAAUGUUUCUAAUUAAAUAAUAAUUGUCUUGGAAGCUUUAUGAGCGAACAAUUCUAAAUCUGUUUAAAAUUAACGGAUUUCAUAUUGAAAUGUUGAAAAUUGCAAUAUUUCAAGAUUAUACUGCUAUAAAUUAAAAGCCUUAAUAGAUAAAAAUCUAAAAGUUCGGAUUGAAGCUUUAUAAACUAUUUAAAAUGUAUAAAUAUCAAAAUUUGCAGAUUCGUAAUCAGUUAAGAUUGACAAAUUGAAAACGGUUCAAAUUAGGCAAUUUCUAAUUGUGGAAUUAAACAAAUUGAUCUUUUAGAAGUCAGGGAAUUCAGGUUUAUACAAAAGUUUCUUAAUUCGUUUGCUAUUCUUUUAUUUCUCAUGAA